AUGGCCGCGCUCCGACACGCGGCGAGGGGGCUCAUCGGCGGCCAAGCGCAGGCGGUCCGCAAGGCCGUCGCCUCGCCGCUGCUCGCCCACCGCGGCCGAACAGCCUCGUUUCCUCUGCUGCGAUCUCUGUCCUCCUCCUCCUCCUCCAAUGGCGCCGCCGCCGCCGCCCAAACCCGCAGCCGCAACUCAUCGUCCGCCGACAGCGAGCCUGUGUACGUCCGAGUUGAGCCACAGCCCGACCCCGAGACAGCCCGGCUGAUGGCGGAGAUGGACACCAGGAAGCAGCAGCUCUUCGACCUGCUCGCCGACAUGGACAUGAGGCGCCCACGUCCUACGUACACGUGCACGGCGGAUGUAUAUGAGGUUAAUCCCACCGCCUCUUCGGACACCCCGGUGCUAAUCCCGAUCACCCCCUCUGAUGCCAAUGUCGAGUAAAAGAAAGGAUCAGUAACUGCGUGGUGUAUAUAUAUGGAGAUUGCCUACGUUGUUUGCGAUUUGGAUGUAUCUGGAUUGGAGGGUUGGAGUUUUGGGGAGAUAUGUUUUGCUUGUUUAGUUGUUUUCUUGGGGUUAAGCAAAGCUGUCCCGGCCAAGGCCUCUGCUAAUUAGCCGUGUGCAAGAUUGCCAUGUCACUUAGAUACUACUCAUUGUAUAAAGUAAUGUCAAUCAACUGUAAUAAUUUUCUCAUGGAAGCCUUGUUUCAAAAGCCUACAUUUUGUUUACAAAGUGAUGAGCCUACACUUCUUUAAAUCUUUGUUGGUACUUUUCGUUGAA
Triticum aestivum (bread wheat) is the source of this 771-nucleotide messenger RNA. RefSeq lists its product as uncharacterized. The record is from RefSeq and is a predicted model, not a curated record. The transcript is spliced from 2 exons. NCBI's taxonomy places the organism in Eukaryota, Viridiplantae, Streptophyta, Magnoliopsida, Poales, Poaceae. The coding region runs from base 1 to 435 and encodes 144 amino acids.